AUGUCUGAGAGAACUCUUCCCCUCGUUUUCAUUAAUCUUGGUGGAGAGAUGCUUUACAUUCUGGACCAACGCCUACACGCUCUCAACACAUCUGACGACAAUUCAGAGAAAGGAGUUUGGUCAGAAAAUGACAGAAAAAGAGUUAUGAAUGACAUUGUUGGGACCAUGUUUGGUAAAGACUUUAUGGAUGAACUUCUCAAACCUCAGCAGCUAUAUUCUCACAGGACCAUGAAAACAGUGCUAACUCGGUUAGCGCAUGCCUCCAUCAUGAGGCUGAACCCGGCCAGCAUGGACAGGCUUUACGAGCUGAUGGUCAUGGCAUUCAAAUAUCAGGUCUUGCUUUGUCCACGGCCUAAAGACUUGCUGCUCAUCACUUACAAUCACAUAGAUACCAUCAGGGAAUUUGUAAAAGACACUCCUGUGGUCGGGAACAAAGUGGACGAGACACAUAGGAAGAUCAUUGAGACAUACUCAUCUUUACCAGAGGGUGAAUUCCAGCUUCUCAGACAAACACUGCUCAUAUUUUUUCAAGACAUGCAUAUUCGCGUGUCACUUUUCCUCAAAAAUCAACUCCAAAAUCCCAAUGGACGUUUUGCCCUGUCGACAUCAGGCCCAGUGCCUUAUGGGAUGGAUGUUCCAGGGCUUAUUAGGACAUUUGACAGAAAGGGCAGAGAAGUGAGACGAAGUGAGUUCCCCACAGGAGGAAGUUAUACCAGCCCCAUCAGAAAGGGAUGUUUUGAACUGCAUGGAGACAGAGUCAUUAGACUGGGCAUGAACAUGUACACUGUAAAUCACCCAGAGGAGACACACACAUCCAAGGCUCACUCUGUCAAGACAGACGACACUCCCAACCUGCUGGCCAAAGAGGAGCUGAACCUGCUGGCACGUCUAAUGGGCAGCAUGAAGGCCGAAGACAUGCCCAAAACUCAAACUGGCUUUCAGAUCAACCUGUUUCCUACAGACCAAGAGGAGGGGGAGGAGGCGGAAACUUCAAGUGGCGCUGAGGAGCCCUUGUUUGGAGUGAUAAAUAUCCAAGCGAUGCAGGAUGAACAAGCUGCUACUCAGCUGGCUCAAAUCGUGGGACAGUUUGCAGAAGGAGAAGAGCAGCCGGAAAAUCUCAGCAGCAGCAAAGGAGACGACCUGCUGGCCAUGAUGGACGACCUCUGAUCCUGUUGUGUAGCUUCAAAGUAGUUGCAUUUGUUAUUUUAACUUUACUUCCUCUCUCUUUAUCUCAGGUAAAAAUCACAUUAUCUGUCACUGAGCUUCUGUUUGACCUGUAAAACAUGCAGUUGUCGAUGUAUUCAGUUCUACAACUGGUUGUUUAACUCUGAAGUAGAUUAGAGAGUAUGAUAAAUAUCAAAUGACUCCUAAACUAUACU
Molecule: messenger RNA, 1379 nt
Organism: Perca flavescens (yellow perch)
Lineage: Eukaryota; Metazoa; Chordata; Actinopteri; Perciformes; Percidae
Gene: oscp1a
Product: organic solute carrier partner 1a
Exons: 11
Coding region: 1-1167 (388 amino acids)
Biological process (GO): transport
Cellular component (GO): plasma membrane; cytoplasm
Source: RefSeq, a predicted model, not a curated record